AAAUGAAAGUCGAAUGUUGUUCAAAGGCUUGUCUUUGUGUGCUGUGUUUCUUCGACCGGAUAAACAAGUCUCGGCACCCUGAUGACCUUCUUCGGUUUGACACACCUGGGUUAUCAAAACCCAAUAGGAGAUAAAAUGAUAAAUCAGUGGAGAGCUUCUCGGGAUGUGAGCAUCAGUGAAGGAUUGUCCUCGUGGCUGCAGGGACCUCAAGGACCCCUCAGCUGUGCAGACACAUCCAAAGUGUCCCCUCAGUGUCUUCCCUUCAGCUCUGACACGCAGCACAGGAGCUACAAGAAAUACAGAGAAAUGGUCGAACAAUCCCAAACAACUACAUCUCCUAAGCAGCUGUACAUAACGCCUCUGACAGACAACCAGCAGUAUGGCUGGAUGGUGUCUGAUCGUCCGGAGCCCUGGACACAAGUCAGGAGGUUUCCUCGACAGCUCAGUGAGAUGACCAAGUUUGUUAAUGAAAUGUUGCGUGCAGACCGGGACUUCAGCCUGUUCUGAUCUCCAUCAUCACUUCUCUUCCUCAGUUAAACACAGAAGAUAGCAUCAGUGUUUUAUGUGGUUGAUAUUAUGCUUUACUCAUCUGGAGAUCGGUUUCUUUAACAGAGCUGUAUUAAGAAACAUCUUUUACGGGUGUUUUUCAAAAUAAAGUGACUAAUGCACAUUGUGA
Nothobranchius furzeri (turquoise killifish) is the source of this 676-nucleotide messenger RNA. RefSeq names its product sperm microtubule inner protein 11. NCBI's taxonomy places the organism in Eukaryota, Metazoa, Chordata, Actinopteri, Cyprinodontiformes, Nothobranchiidae. The record is from RefSeq and is a predicted model, not a curated record.